ACCAGCAACAUGUCGUUCAAGACUUUCUUCCUAUCGCUGUGCGUGCUAGCGGUCGCAUUCAAUUGCAUCGAAGCCAACAAAAGCUUCGUCGCUUUCAACAAAAAAUCCACGUUUUUCGAAGCGUGGCAAGAUUGCCAUUCUUUCGAUGGGUAUUUGGCAUCUAUUGAGUCUGCACAUGAACAAUCGCUUGUGGAAGAAGCAAUGGCCAAAAACGGCAAUCCUAAGGCCGAGUACUUCAUCGGAGGAACUGACAUUGGCCGUCAAGGUCGAUGGAUAUGGAUUGGCUUGAACAAGCAGAUGAAGGACAUGGACUACCGGAACUUCUAUCCAGGACAACCUGAUAAUUUCGGAGGCAACCAGCACUGUCUGACGAUCGGACACUUUAAAGCAGAGAACCGUGGUAAAUGGGAUGACGGGAAUUGCAUGAAACCACUAGAUGGAUAUGUGUGUGCCUUCAAAUAA
This is a messenger RNA of Anopheles marshallii, 462 nucleotides long. Its product is annotated as perlucin-like. Lineage: Eukaryota; Metazoa; Arthropoda; Insecta; Diptera; Culicidae. The record is from RefSeq and is a predicted model, not a curated record. The transcript has 2 exons. Bases 10 to 462 code for a protein of 150 amino acids. Gene Ontology annotation, molecular function: signaling receptor activity.